Molecule: messenger RNA, 1594 nt
Organism: Vidua chalybeata
Lineage: Eukaryota; Metazoa; Chordata; Aves; Passeriformes; Viduidae
Gene: METTL18
Product: methyltransferase like 18
Exons: 2
Coding region: 535-1575 (346 amino acids)
Biological process (GO): peptidyl-histidine methylation, to form tele-methylhistidine
Molecular function (GO): protein-L-histidine N-tele-methyltransferase activity
Source: RefSeq, a predicted model, not a curated record
CCGCGGGUCGGUGCGGGAACGGGGCACGGAAAACGGGAUGGGAAACGCUCCCGGAGCCCCUCACCCGGCCUGCGCAGUAGCGGGGCCGCUCCGCGCGUUGGGUUUGCGCCCCUUGAAACGCUGAGUCUGAAAUGCGAGUUUUAGCGGGGUUGGCAGCUGUCCUAAUUCCCUUGCCUGGUAUGUGGGAUGGGGUCUGCUGUGACGCUGUGUUUAUAAACCUAAGUGGUUAGAGAGCGGUUUUUUAAAAUUACAGAAUAGUUAGGGUUGAAAGGGAGCUCUGGAGAUCAUCCGGCCCAACCCCCCCCCCCGCCAAAGCAGCGUCCCCCAGAGCAGGUGACACAGCGACGCGUCCAGGAUUUGGAAUGUUUCCAGAGAGGGAGACUCCACGACUUUCCGGGGGAAGCCUGCAGCAAUUCACCUGGCUCUUGGCAAGACAUCUGAUACUGCACCAGCGAAAUACUCUGUCCUGCAACAUUGCCUACAUAAAAGCUUGGCUGUCAUAAAUUAAACUUUUAAAAAAACUUAUUCCUGAAAAUGGAUUUUCGAUUUAAUUUUGCUGUUGAUGAAAAUGAGAACAGUGAGGCAGAUGCUCACUUCUUACUGCUGUGCUCUCCAGAACACAAACAGGAAUCGAGGGAGAAGAGCAGGGGAACUGCCAGUCUUGCAGCAAAGUCCAGCCCGAAGCUGGCUGCUGCUGAGCACCAGGAUGAGGCAGCUUUGAAGAAAAACCUCUGUGUGAAAGCUGCUAAGGAGCACAGCAUUCCCCAAGAUCUCAACAAAGUAUUGGAAAAUAAAGUCAUGGAGACAGUAUUGGACCUGUCUUAUGUAAAGCUGUCUGUAGUGGAAAUGACAUGUUCAGGUGACGCCGACAGCGAAGGCAUCGUGUCCAAAAGUGUGUCUUCCCACUCUGAUCUCAUCCCAGGAGUUUACGAAGGAGGGCUGAAAAUCUGGGAAUGCACCUUUGAUCUCAUGGACUACUUUUCUGAGGCUGAAAUAGAAUUUACCAACAAGACUGUAUUGGAUCUUGGCUGUGGAGCUGGAUUGUUGGGAAUUGUUGCUUUACAAGGUGAAGCUGCCAGAGUCCAUUUUCAGGACUACAACAGCACAGUGAUUGAUGAAAUAACCUUGCCUAAUGUGGUGGCCAACUGUGUCAAUGAGGGCAGUGGGAAGGACAGAAAAGCCAGCAAGCCUCCUUCAAAGAGGCCCAGGAAAGCAGAGAGCUCACCUGAUAUGCUCAACAGAUGCAGAUUUUUUUCUGGAGAAUGGUCUCAAGUCAGCCAGCUCCUGUUAAACAGCAACAAAUCCUGUUUGAAGUACGAUAUAAUUCUCACCUCUGAGACCAUCUAUAAUCCUGACUACUACAGUGCUUUGCAUGAUACACUGGCUCAGCUCCUGGAUAGAAAUGGCCGUGUGUAUUUGGCAAGCAAAGUGCAUUAUUUUGGAGUUGGUGGUGGUAUUUAUCUCUUUGAGAAAUUCAUUGAAGACAAAAAUGUGUUUAGAACCAGUAUGGUUAAAACAAUUGAUCAGGGUCUGCAGCGAUGCAUUAUGGAAAUUGCCUUUAAAAAUUCCUGUUAAAAUUAAACUACUGAUCUUC